AUUUUUUUUAUUUUUUCUUUUUUUUUUUUCUUUUUUUCUUCAUUCUUCUAAACCAAGAAAAUGGCUAGUCUUGGUGGAGAGUUGGAGUCGGAUUCCUCAGAUGAAGAAUGGGUUUUUACUUCAACAAAAGCUAAUUCCAAGACCCAACAAAGGAUAUCUAUUUCUGCUAAUUCGAUUCGUACCAUGAAGGCUAAUAUACCAAAGAGAGUUGCACCCCCUCCUCCUCCUCUUCAACAUCAUGUUACUCAGAUCAUGCCUAUAUUACAGCAAAAGAAACUUAUGGUCAAACAACCCUCUUUACAAUUCAUUUCGGAUAAAGAGCUUGUCACCAUGUGUAAAGAGAUGAAUGCAACCCUUCUAGUCUCUAAACUCGUUGAUGUUUAUAAGAGUUGUGAAAUAUUUAUUCGUAUUCGUGAUAUUGAAACACAGGCAAUGUCAAUAGAAAUGAGAUUAAAAGAUCAUUUGUGUCAUGCUGCUGACCCUUGCGAUUUUGUUCUUAAUACACUAUCUUCGCUUUCGAUUUAUUUCUCUAAUAACCCGAAGAAUAAAGACUUGACCAGUAAAUUUAGAAGACUUUUAGCAAGUACUUUUUGCACUGCGCUUGCGAGGUUUUUAGAGACUCCCAUAGAUAAAAGACAGCAAGAUGUAGAAAGGGAUUUGAUAUCUUUGGACGAUGAUAUCGAGGUCGAUCUGAUCAGUUUUGAUGAUGAUGUUUUGCCUGCGGCCCAAACAGCCACUGUCGUGAAAGGAAAUGACUUGACUCAUCAACAUCAGCGAAAGCUUAUACAUAUGAUUGAUAACAUUCCUUCGCCCGUCAUUGUCUACUAUGCCAUGGAUCUUUACAAGUUAUCAAAUGUAGCUUCCUUAGGAUGUGAAUAUGAAGAUGAAGGUGUAAAACUAUGCAAGGCUUUAAUGAAACAUGGCCAUUAUGAUGAAACCGUUGCCUGCAUCAGAAAGCUAAAUCUCUAUGCACGAUUUCCCACCAAUUCGAUUGCGGAUCAAUAUUUCACCGCUGGGCAUGGGACCUCUUUACCCGCAUUGAUGCAAGGUCAACCUAUACUUCAAAAAGAAUUAUUGUCCUUUAUCAAUAAGCAAUUACGAUUUAACUAUGCUGGUGGGCUUGACAUUAUCCCACGAAAGUAUCUGGCUGACUUGUACAAUGGAUCAGAUCAAACCCAGCAACUAUCAAGACUCAAGGAAAGAAAGUUCCAAAAGGAUCUUGUCAGUUGCGGUGCUAAAAUACUGAAAGAAUGCGAUGCUGUACAAGAGGAUGAGUAUUACUUUAUUGGAUUAUCACAGAGGUAUGCAUGUCUAAGAUUUAUUUUGGCUCAACGGGCAAUCCAACAAGCGGAAGACGGGGAUUUAUCGAUUGAAGCCAGUUCAAAUUUCAAUGGUCUAAUCGAUCUUGUGUGUGAAGAUGACCCGGUAUUGGCAAGAUUAGCGAUUAAGGAAUUAAUUGAUACCGGUGACACUGUGGCUCCUCCCCAUUUUGCUUCCUUAUACAAGCAGCAAGAAUUCUAUUGUAGAUACAAUGCAUUGCCUAUCAAUCACCGCCUCUUGGGUAUUGUGAAAGGUGAACAAAUGUCUCGUCAUCGGAGUAUGUUUUCACCUAAAAAAGCUUCAAAUGUCAACGGCCUUGCUUAUUAUACCUUACCACCACAGGCACAAAGAGUGAUGGUAAACUCUCAUGCAUCUCUUAUGCAUAUGAAGGACAUAUUGUCCAUUUCCAAUAUUUGUGGUAUCGAUACAGAAUGGGUACCAACUUUUGCCAAAACAACAGUCAAGACAGCACUUAUGCAAAUAGCCUGUGACAUUGAUAAUUAUGUCUUUUUGUUGGACCUGAAGACCAUGUUUCUACCCCAGAAUACACAACUUUUGUAUAUCACUGAGAAAAUCCUGCAACUAUUGUUUGAGGAUGAUCAGAUUUUGAAAAUUGCAUACGACUUCCAUGGCGAUUUUGAUUUGUUGCAUUCAUCUAUUCCAUCGUCUCGAACAUGGCAGGUUUCUAGGUUGCUUGAUUUAAAGUCCCUGAAAACAAUGCCUACUUUAACCAAUCAGGGCCAACCAAUUGUAGGGGGGUUAGCUGGUGCGACUUCCACUUUUCUUGGUGUGACUCUGAAUAAGAGACAACAGCUUAGUAACUGGGAAAAACGACCUUUAACAGAAGAGCAAUCCAUCUAUGCAUCCUGUGAUGCAUGUUGUCUUUUAGACAUAUAUUACACCCUUGUCCGAUUAAACCAUCCAUUUAUCAAGAAUAUUGACAAAUCCACAAAUAACACAGACUUCUCUGUGUCCAAUAAUACCGAUUUGUCUUUCCAAAGGCUCCAACUCUAAGUACCCUUUAUAAUUAUUACUAUUAUUAUUAUCAUGUUUUUUAUCGCAUUAUUAUUAUCAUUUUUUCUCCUUUUUAUCUCUCUUCUCCUAUAUAACCACAACCUCUCCUACACACACACACACACACACACAGACACAGACACCCCAAAUAAAUAUUUAUCACUCCAUCACUGUCGAACAUGAUAGGUUGGAGCUGCCAUAUAACUGAAAA
Molecule: messenger RNA, 2545 nt
Organism: Mucor mucedo
Lineage: Eukaryota; Fungi; Mucoromycota; Mucoromycetes; Mucorales; Mucoraceae
Exons: 4
Coding region: 61-2334 (757 amino acids)
Biological process (GO): nucleobase-containing compound metabolic process
Molecular function (GO): 3'-5' exonuclease activity; nucleic acid binding
Source: RefSeq, a predicted model, not a curated record